Messenger RNA from Labeo rohita (rohu), 740 nucleotides. It is a transcript of the gene fcf1, whose product is annotated as FCF1 rRNA-processing protein. The transcript is spliced from 8 exons. Gene Ontology annotation, cellular component: small-subunit processome; nucleolus. The record is from RefSeq and is a predicted model, not a curated record. Bases 117 to 713 code for a protein of 198 amino acids. NCBI's taxonomy places the organism in Eukaryota, Metazoa, Chordata, Actinopteri, Cypriniformes, Cyprinidae.
GACGCGGCGUAAGUAAAAUGUGUAAUGUGUCGCAUAAUAGUGACGUCAAAGGACUCUUUGUCGCAAAGUGUAACACACGAGGAGUACGGUGCUAAUCUUUGGCAUAUUCACUCGUCAUGGGAAAAGCGAAGAAACAGAAAAAAUAUGCUGCAAUGAAAAGAAUGAUCACUUUAAAGGAUGCGAGGAUAAAAGAACAGGACAGGGCAAAAACACAAAAGAAAAAAAAAGAAGAUCCCUCAGCCAUUAAAGAACAAGAAGUAGCAAAGUACCCAUCUUGUAUGUUCUUUCAAUACAACACCCAGCUUGGACCUCCUUAUUACAUCCUUGUUGAUACCAACUUUAUCAACUUUUCUAUUAAGGCCAAAUUAGAUGUUGUCCAGUCGAUGAUGGACUGCCUCUAUGCUAAAUGUGUACCUUGCAUAACGGACUGUGUGAUGGCUGAGCUUGAGAAAUUAGGGAUGAAGUAUCGAGUGGCUUUGCGGAUUGCCAAAGAUCCCCGCUUUGAUCGAUUACCUUGCUCACACAAAGGAACGUAUGCUGACGACUGCUUGGUGCAAAGAGUAACACAGCACAAGUGUUACAUUGUGGCCACGGUGGACAGGGACCUAAAAAGGAGGAUUCGAAAGAUCCCAGGAGUCCCCAUCAUGUACGUCUCCAAUCACAGGUAUAACAUUGAGAGAAUGCCGGAUGAUUAUGGCGCACCACGGUUGUAGUACAGAGAUUUUUUUUUUUUUUUUUUU